This is a messenger RNA of Mercurialis annua (annual mercury), 825 nucleotides long. RefSeq lists its product as uncharacterized. The record is from RefSeq and is a predicted model, not a curated record. Bases 1 to 468 code for a protein of 155 amino acids. The transcript has a single exon. NCBI's taxonomy places the organism in Eukaryota, Viridiplantae, Streptophyta, Magnoliopsida, Malpighiales, Euphorbiaceae.
AUGGAGUUGAGGAUUUUUGUAACUUCUUCGUCAUUUUGUCCAACGGCAUGGGCCGGACAAUAUGCUGGACGUAGUGGAUCACCAACUAUCAUUCUUGAAGCUGUUGCAGAUUAUGAUCUAUGGAUAUGGCAUGCCUAUUUUGGUAUGCCGGGAUCCAAUAAUGACAUUAAUGUGUUAGAGUCAUCACAUCUGAUUUCCAAUCUUGCUCAAGGUAUAGCUCCCCCCGCUCGUUAUGUAAUUCAAGGAAAAGAAUAUAACAUGGGGUAUUAUUUAGCAGAUGGCAUAUAUCCAAAAUGGUCUAAUAUUGUUCAAACAAUUCAUGAGCCGCGGGGAAAUAAAAAAAAGUUAUUUGCCAUGAAACAAGAGGCAUGCAGGAAAGACGUGGAACGUGCGUUCGGAGUUUUACAAUCGCGUUUCGCAAUUAUUGCGGGACCUUCAAGAUUUUGGAAAAAAAGAUGUGCUACAUGAUAUUAUGACAACAUGUAUUAUCAUGCAUAACAUGAUAAUCGAGGACGAACGGGAUCUUAAUGCAACAAUUCAAGAUGCAAUGGAAGUACCGGUACCAGAUGAACCGGUUGAAAUAGCAGUGGAUGGUCAUAUUCGAUUCCAACAAUUUCUCUCGAGACAUCGACAAAUUAAAGAUAAAAAUGCUCAUCUUGAACUUCGCGAUGCUUUAAUAGAGCAUUUGUGGAUGAACCAUAGUCAUUAUGAGGAUUGAUUUAUGUUUUUGUUAAUUUUAGUUUUUUAUGUUGUGUUAAUUUAAAUAAAUUAAUGUAAUGUUUAUGUUAGUUUUUUUAUUGUGUUAAUUUAAAUAAAUUAAUGUAA